Messenger RNA from Wyeomyia smithii (pitcher-plant mosquito), 2515 nucleotides. RefSeq names its product serine hydroxymethyltransferase (gene Shmt). The transcript is spliced from 3 exons. Gene Ontology annotation, biological process: L-serine catabolic process; folic acid metabolic process; tetrahydrofolate interconversion. Gene Ontology annotation, cellular component: cytoplasm; cytosol; nucleus. Lineage: Eukaryota; Metazoa; Arthropoda; Insecta; Diptera; Culicidae. Gene Ontology annotation, molecular function: pyridoxal phosphate binding; protein homodimerization activity; zinc ion binding. Bases 617 to 2314 code for a protein of 565 amino acids. The record is from RefSeq and is a predicted model, not a curated record.
CAACAGAAAAAAGUUUACAUUCGAAAUAACUUUUUUUAAUUUUUGUGAAGUCGUAGAAAGUCAAUUCAAAUAACGGCAUUUAUUUUUGCGUGUAUGGUGAAAAUAUGUUAAUUUUUUCGGGAAAUCUCAACACCGAAAUUGAGAACCAAAACGAUCAGCUGUUCUCCGUGUGGCUUUAGCAGUGAUGUUAUUAAUUCAAAAUAAAGUUCCGUCUGUACAUAAUCUAGAUGUCGACUGAAAAUGCGAAAACGAGAAUUCGCCACCAGCACCAUCAUUCAUCGCUAGAUUAAGAAUCUGAACUUGAACAGUUGUGGAAACCCAGCGGAGCGAGGUUAUCUGCAUACUAUGUUACUACCUGAUAACGGGCAGCUUCCGAACGAGCGGUCGGUCAUCUUUCGACUUCAAACUUUCGGUUUCAUUCUCUAUCGAGUUGGAAAUUUCUUACCGAGCGGUCGCAGAUUUUUAGUUAGCCUGGUGCCCCCCACCCAGUUUGCUUCGUGGAUAAAAAUUCACCUGAGCUGAGCGGCCGGUUUUGUUUACUCUACCAAACAGCAACCGGAGAACUAGAAGACAAAACAAUUUUGUUUUUGCAUUAGUUUGUGUGGAAUCGGAUAACAUGGCUGGAGUGCUUGUACGGUCCGGAAUUGUUCCUCUCGCUCGCUCCUGCGGUGGAGCCCGCGAAAGCAUGUGUUUUUCGCGACCGGUUUAUAUACUGGAUAAAAGGCGGCACGAUGGUGCUAUCACAAAGACCAGUGAGUGCUUCGCGUCGACAAUUUCAUCAGCUAGCGCGCAGCAGUUAUCGGAAGCAUUGCUCCAUCGACGUAAAGCGAUAGUUCCUGGAGUGUCACGUUCCAUCAGCCUUUCUUCCGGUCCUGUCCUGCACAGUGCAACACGAGCGGAACCAUUUAAGAUGUCCGGCAAUGCCAAACUACUGCACGAGAACCUGUGGGAGUCGGACCCGGAACUGAUGGAAUUGAUCCGGCUGGAGAAGAAACGUCAAAUUCAUGGUCUGGAAAUGAUUGCCAGUGAAAACUUUACCUCGCUGUCGGUGCUGCAGUGCUUGGCCUCGUGUCUUCACAACAAAUAUUCGGAGGGACUCCCUGGUCAGAGAUACUAUGGCGGUAACGAGUACAUCGAUCAGAUCGAGAUCCUAGCCCAGCAGCGAGCUCUCAAGGCGUACCGCCUCAACCCGGAAGAGUGGGGCUGCAAUGUCCAACCUUAUUCUGGCUCACCGGCUAACUUCGCCGUGUACACGGGACUGAUCGAACCGCACGGUCGUAUCAUGGGUCUAGAUCUGCCCGACGGUGGCCACUUGACGCAUGGUUUCAUGACAGCUACAAAGAAAAUUUCCGCUACAUCAAUCUUUUUCGAAUCGAUGCCCUACAAGGUGGACCCGAAGAGCGGGUUGAUUGAUUACGAUAAGCUCGAGGAAAGUGCGAGGAACUUCAAGCCGAAGAUCAUUAUCGCUGGCAUCUCGUGCUACUCGAGAUGUUUGGAUUACAAACGUUUCCGGCAGAUUGCCGAUGCGAACGGGGCGUACCUGUUUGCGGAUAUGGCGCAUAUUUCCGGCCUGGUAGCUGCUGGCGUUAUUCCAUCUCCUUUCGAGUAUGCUGAUGUGGUAAGCACGACGACACACAAAUCACUGCGAGGACCUCGGGCUGGAGUGAUUUUCUACCGGAAGGGUGUUCGCAGUGUGAAGGCAAACGGAGACAAGGUGAUGUACGAUUUGGAGUCCCGUGUCAAUCAAGCUGUGUUCCCCGGUCUGCAGGGAGGUCCACAUAAUCACGCAAUUGCUGGAAUCGCUACCUGCAUGCUGCAGGCUACGACUCCCGAGUUCCGAGAGUAUCAGGAGCAAAUUAUUCGCAACGCACGCGCUCUUUGCAAUGGUUUGCUCGAAAAAGGUUACAGCAUUUCAACAGGUGGCACUGACGUACAUCUAGUAUUGGUGGAUUUGCGGCCGGCUGGAAUCACUGGAGCUCGCGCAGAAUACAUUUUGGAGGAAAUUUCUAUUGCUUGUAACAAAAAUACCGUUCCCGGGGAUAAGAGCGCCCUCAACCCCUCGGGCAUCCGUCUGGGAACGCCCGCUCUAACUACGCGCGGUCUGGUAGAAGCAAACAUGGCCGAUGUGGUGAACUUUAUCGAUCGGGGCCUUAAACUAUCUACUGAGAUCACUGCCGUGUCCGGUCCGAAGCUGGCCGACUUCAAGCGAGUUUUGCACGAGGACCCUACGCUGAGCGCAAAAGUGCAAGCUCUGAAGAAAGAAGUGCAAGCUUACAGUGAGAAGUUCCCGAUGCCUGGAUAUGAAGAUUAUUAGGCUUCAGGUAUGUGGGCGGCUUUCUGUUUGGUUUUAACUCGCAAACAAAGGUUAUGAGGCAGCCAGUCUUGGGAACUGAUGGCUGGUAUAUGUAAAGUGACAAGUAUGACUUUAAAGCAUCGUAUUAAAAUUAUAAGAUAGAUUGAUAUUUUCUGCAAAAUAUAUAUUGAUAUCACUUGCCAUUGGAAGCAUGGGGUUAAA